CAGAAGUUGCUUCGUGGGAUAAAUGCGGGCUACAUCUGGUCAUAUCAUAGGUUUGCUUCAGCGGACGGUCUCAUAGCAUUGCUACCUAUGACACAUUGGUCUCUUCAGGAGACACUGACAUUCUAGGGAUUCCAGGCCCUAAGAAGAAACGACCAUGCAGAGCACUUCGACAAGCAGUGACCUUCUAACUAGCCGAGAACAAAGAACAGGCAUCCAAACACCCCUACAAGAUGAUCAAAACAUCGAAACUCUGAAAUGGAAGGCCCCGAUACGCGAUAACAUCGUAUACUCUCCUUACCUGGAAAGGCCUGUGCCACGUGUGCCUAUACACGUCGCAGUAAGAGAUGCUCUCCAAAAGUUAGGCCCACAGAUUGCCAUGAUAGACGGAAACGUGAGCAUCACUGCUGCUCAGCUUAUUGAGAAAAUGGAGGCUUACGCGGCCACAUUUCGAUCACAUGGAGUGAAGACGGGAGACCGCAUUUGCUGUCAUUUGUCCAACGGCAUUGAGUCCUUUGCAGCUCUCUACGGUGUCAUAUUCGCAGGAGCGGUUGCCGUACUUGCAGAUGAUGAGCUCACGAAAAAUGAAGUGCUCUUUUACGUAAAGGAUGUCAAGGCUGAAUAUGUUCUCACUGACAAAAGAAACGCUGAGAAGUUCGAGGAUAUCCGGCAAACCCUCAAGAGGUGCUUUCUCAUAGGCAGCGAUAUUCCAGGAUUCCAGUCAGUCUCCAAGCUUCAAGCUAUGAAAGAGAGCACCUCGCAAGACAUUCACUACAUGGAGCAACCGAAAUGUGGCCUGCUGCCAUUUCUUUUACUUCAGUCGACAGGGAUCGGCGAGCUCUACAACAUCGAAUGCUGGACCAGUGGUGAGAGGAUCAAGUCAUCUAACGACCACCUCCCGCACCUUCGAGAAGACCCCAAAGCAGCCAAGUCCGGCACCGUGGAGGAGAUCCGGAAAUGGCAGUGCAUUCAGCAACGGAGCCAGGAAUUGUCGCAGCAGGUAUCUCAGCCUUUGCAAAUUCCAAAUGAUACAAGAAUGCUCGAGCUCGAGGUUCAAAAGCUUCAACUUCAGAUUGAGUACGAAAGGCUGUUGCAGACAAGGACGAGUGCUGAACGUCUCAAUGUUUCGUUGCCGAGCACUGGGUCUGAGCGGGGCGAUCAGAGGCGGAUGGGUUUCGAUUCCAUCGAGCAAUGCGCUAAAGUGCUGAAAGGGUUCCGCCUGCCGUGUGACGCGGAUGUACCAUUAUGGUUUGAGGAAGUAGAAAAACUUUUUGCUACGUACAGGGUACCGUAUGAGAGUCGCGUGCAUCUGGUCAUGCCAGCGCUAACUGAACGCGUCCGCUACCUACUGCGUAACCUCAGCCAGGAAGAAAGUACAGAUUACGAGUCAGUUAAAGAGGCAGUGUUGAUGGAACUGAAGCUUUCUCCGGCAGAGUAUCUGCAGAGGUUUGAGAGAGCAGUGAAGCGUAAGGAGGAGACGUGGUCACAGUUCGCGUCGCGAGUGAAGACGUAUUUCUCUUACUACCUCCAAGUGAGAGGGGCCGACACUGUAGAGGUGAUGGCAGAACUCAUGGUAGCAAAUCGUAUAAAAUCGGGCCUUGGUAUAGAGGGUCUCGAGUACGUGAGGCUACGAGAAGGCGAGGGAUGGCUUAAGCCACCUGAGAUCGCCAAAGUACUACAAACGUUUGAACAGGCAAAAGGCAAGGGGUACGCUUCAAAGCCGUCAGCGGCAGACAUAGGGCAAGAGCCGCCCCGAGUAGGGAAAGGCGCCCUCAAAUGUUACUUGUGUCACGGCUCGGGCCACGUCGCUAAGGAUUGCCCGAAAUCUAGCGAUAAGAUAAAUCAAUCAAAGAGGGCUAUCGAGCCAAGGCAGAGGGUACAAAAUAUACCUGAGGGAAGUGAGAUUCCUGAUGGAAUCCUUACUGCAAAUAUAAAAGCCGUGAGACGCAACUGUGAAGGGAUGACUAAAGUACAGUUAAUUCAUAUCUCAUGCGGAGAUGUAUCCACAGUUGCGAUUAUGGAUACAGGGAGUGAAAUAACUGUUAUACGGGAGAAUCUGCUUCCGAAAAGUCUCGUGGAGCCGUCAGGCACGGUAAGAUUGGUGUCUGCUUUUGGGAAAAUUAUCCAGGCAAAACUGGCUACGUUGCCGGUAAGGUUAAAUAGCCCGAAUAUGGCUGCGGAACCUCAGAACGUCGACCUACUCUGUGCGUUGACUAAUGAGCUCAUCGAGGGCACGGAUUGUUUGUUGACCCAUGAAGAUUUGGAACUGUUGUUGAAGGCCAACAGCUCUGUGCCAUACCGUGGAGCACCGGCCGAGCCUGUCCAUGUGUUAGAACAAUCAAAUGAGUCAGUAAGCCGGAGAGAUGAGUUCAUGAAGCCCGCGCGCGCGGUCAUCCGGGGCAAGCAAGAUUUCUUGUCAGCCGAGUUCCGUGCCGAGGUGGAGUGCGAGGCCGAAGGCUCCCUGCCACCGGCGCUCGUUUCCUGGUGGCUGGAUGGCGUGCGCCUGAAUGCGUCGCUCGCUCAAACACGGCUGUCGGCAGGUGGCAACGUGACCACCUCGCUGCUUGGCUUCGUGCCCAGGGCCCGGGACAACGGCCGCCAGCUCAGGUGCGUCGCCACCAACCCCAGGAUGCCCGGACACGACCAAGUGGCCGACCGCUGGGUGCUACAGGUGCACUGUGAGUAG
Dermacentor silvarum is the source of this 2683-nucleotide messenger RNA. RefSeq lists its product as uncharacterized. The record is from RefSeq and is a predicted model, not a curated record. NCBI's taxonomy places the organism in Eukaryota, Metazoa, Arthropoda, Arachnida, Ixodida, Ixodidae. Gene Ontology annotation, molecular function: zinc ion binding; nucleic acid binding. Bases 155 to 2683 code for a protein of 842 amino acids. The transcript has 10 exons.